This is a messenger RNA of Lactuca saligna, 1386 nucleotides long. NCBI's taxonomy places the organism in Eukaryota, Viridiplantae, Streptophyta, Magnoliopsida, Asterales, Asteraceae. The record is from the annotation of a GenBank genome assembly.
AUGAUUCUGGUUUGUGGUAAGGGGAAACAAUCACAUGUUGUUACUAGUGGCAAAUGUAACAAGACACAGUCUAGUCCUGGUAGUUGUAACAAGGAGACACAGUCUAGUCAUGGUAGUGGUGGUAGUAGAAUACAAUCUAGUCAUGUUGGUGGUGGUGUUGGUGCAUUGCGGGGGAGUAGUAAUGGGCACGGUGUUGGUAGCUCACAUGCUGAUGACACUAGGUCUCACAGACUUAGUAUCUUACAGACCAUACCCGACCAUCAAGAUUAUGACUCAUACGGUGAUGACGAUGAGUAUGGUAAGGAAGGUGAUGAUGGUGCAGAUGGUGAGGAAGGUGAUGAUGGUGCAGAUGACGACAUCAUUGGGCGUGGCUCAAAUAUCCCUGAUACGCCUCCAACUAAUCCAGCUCAUAGGGAAUUUAUCGAGCGGACUGAUCAAGGGUUUGUGAACUUUUUUUUAUCUUAUACUACAUGGAGCGAAGUUGAUAGUGUCACCCACGAGCGUAUGUUUGGUCGUUUCAAGAGCCUUUAUCAAUGGCCAGAAUCAGAGGAUGCAAAGAUACACGAGGGCUUCCUAAACAUUCUUAAACAAAAUUUCAGGGAGCUAAUGAGGACUGCUAGAAAACGAGCAGCUAAGGCAGCUAAGCAGGCCGGAAAUGUCUUUACAGAAAGGUUUGACAUGUCGAUGCGUGACUAUCCGCCUACAUGGAUCCGUCGAGAGUUAUGGCAUGAGUUGUGCGAUGUAUGGAACAGUGCUGCUUGGCGUAGGAGGUCUGAGAGUGGAAGCACCAAUCGUAACUCUAUGGUGGAUGGUUGCAAGUCCAAGCAUACUGGCGGAUCCAUUAGCAUGGGACAACAUCGCAUGAAGCUGGCGAAGGAGAACAACGGGCAACAACCCACAUGGGAUAAAGUUUAUUGCAUGACACACCUCAAAGCAAGUUCAAAGUUGAGGUUGGUUUCCGGAGAGGAGUCGAGUGGGAGCCAAAAUCUAGAGUUUGUUACCCCUAAGGCUCAAAAAGUAUAUGAAACAUACCACAAUGCAAUGAAGGAUAAAUAUGGUGAUGACCUCAGUUUGCAUCCACUUGGUGAUGUUGGAUUGUGGGAGCAGUGUGCAGGCGGGAGAAAGAAGGGUCGGGUUUUUGGGGUAGGAAACUCGGAUCCAAGUUUCGCGGUGACCGGGACACCAAAUUAUGGCAUGUUCUCUAUGGACUAUGCUCGAUCUCAACAAGAGAUACGGGACUUGCAAACCCGACUCGAUGAGUCCGAAGCCCGCCAUCAACAAGAGUUGGAACAAUUUCGAAAAGAACGUGAGGAAUCCAAAGCACGUCAAGAAACUAUGGAAAAACGUAUGGAAGAACUUUGGAGUAAAUUCAUGCCAAACAAUUAG